AUGCGUGAGCCUCUCAAGAAUGACAUUAUCUCUGACAAGGAACUGGGCAGUAACAAUAACCUAUGCAAGUUUGUCAUGGAUUGUCUAACAGAGGAAGUACGAAGGUCAUCACCAUGGGAUAUCAUGUAUGCUGAUGAUGUGGUCAUAUGCACCAAUGAUAGAGAGACAUGCGAAGAGAAACUAGAGCAAUGGACUCGAGCCCUAGAGAGACGCGGUAUGAAAGUAAGUAGAACGAAGACGGAAUACCUCAAUGCCGGCAAUGGGACGCAGAGAGGUGGAAGUAUCAGCUUAGGAGGUGAAAGGGUACAACGAGUAGCGAAAUUUAAGUACCUAGGUUCAACAGUACAAGAAGAUGGUGGAUCAGAAGCAGAAGUGUCGAAGAGGAUACAGGCAGGCUGGAACAGCUGGCGAAAGGUUACAGCGGUUCUUUGUGACCGAAGAGUUAGGGCAAAAGUGAAGGGCGGGGAUUCAUAG
This is a messenger RNA of Penaeus chinensis, 474 nucleotides long. RefSeq lists its product as uncharacterized. NCBI's taxonomy places the organism in Eukaryota, Metazoa, Arthropoda, Malacostraca, Decapoda, Penaeidae. The record is from RefSeq and is a predicted model, not a curated record. Bases 1 to 474 code for a protein of 157 amino acids. The transcript is spliced from 2 exons.